Messenger RNA from Mesorhabditis belari, 2082 nucleotides. The record is from the annotation of a GenBank genome assembly. Lineage: Eukaryota; Metazoa; Nematoda; Chromadorea; Rhabditida; Rhabditidae.
AUGCCAAAUAGUAGAAAGAUUGGAAUCUUCGGAACACUGCUCUAUUCAAAGAAUGGUAUCUUGACAUUGGCUCAAGAUUAUCAUGGAGAUAUAGAACGUAAUCUGUGUAUUGCCCCAUUUUCUUAUGAUCACCGCGAUGAGAUACGAUUCGGAUGUCAAGUUCAGAGUCCAGAAAGCUCACUUCGUGGAAAAUAUUCAAUCUACGCUUUUCCGAGGGUUCCCUAUGACAAUGAACAGAUUAUGGGAUUUCAGUACGGUGACAUGACUGUACUUAUCCGUCAAAGAGGAAACACUUGUAGUUGGAAAUGCAAGCGUGAUACCUAUUUUGUGGAUGUUCCAUCAGCUGUUGACUUGCCGAGAUUGGACAUUGAAUCAGGGAAAAUCGUCAAAAUGUGUUUUGUUCAAAAAGAGAAACGAGUCUCAUUCAACCGAGCUAUCACCGAAAUCAACUAUCAAAUCGUUGAACAACCCUAUCAAACGCUUAUCGACGACCAAAUGAAAGAAGAAAGUCAGAAAGUCAUAUUGGCUUUGAAAAAGUUCUAUGUGCAACUUGGCUUGCAAAUGUGUUCCCAGUUGGUAGAAAAAGAGUUUCAACUGCCGGAUGAAUGGAGGAAAAUCAUUUUGACAAGUAAUGAUACAGAAGGAGAUGUUAUCGCUGAAUACUCACAAACUUUUCUCUGGGAAUCCUACCAUCCUUUUGAUGGAAAUUCUCCUUUCGAAAUCCGUGGCCUAAUCGCUUAUCAAGAUUUCGAUGCAAGAACCGCAAAAUUCUGCAAUAUUUUGUCUAAAAGCGACGAUUUUCAAGACUAUCUCUCUACUGUAAAACCAGACAUUAUUGUUGUGGAUUUCCAUGAUUGCAUGUCAGCACUGUCUUCCCUUUUCAACACCACUGUCAUUCAUUUCUCGAAUUGGCCCAUCUUUGAUGUGUACUUGAGGAGUUUCGGAGUCGUUGGCACAAGUCCCGCAGCUUAUCCGGAAACAACUUUACCAUAUUCUGGGCUUGGAAUGAGCUUUUUCCAGAGGAUAACCAAUCUCUGGAUUCGACUUAUAAAGUAUCUCUUUCGAGGUAUCGGCGAAUGGCGCUCGAGCAAGACAGUGCCUGGACUCUCUCUUCGACGCAUUGAAUCAAAGAGAUUACUCUAUGCGAGUCGAUAUCAAAUGUUGGCUGAACCAGUUAGACCGAUCUCUCAACGAAUACGAUAUUUUGGGUACAAUCCCAUACUUAACAGACCAUCAAGAACAGUGGAGAAAGCGAUCAGUGAAGAAUUUUUGGGAGAAAUUGAACCUUCUCUUCCAUCACCAAAAAACUGGACUCUCAAAAACGGGAAAAGUGAUGGAAUGUUGAAUUAUCAGAAUGAAAGUUGCACUGAUUUUUGUCAACGUCCAACAAGAAAUUAUUUGAAAUUUAUUUCAAAUGAAGAAUUGGAAACAUUGUUGAUGGAAAAAUUUGUUCUAAUCACUUUUGGGAGUCUGGCAAAGAUAUCUUUGAUGAAUAAAGCACAGUUCACUAAUAUGGUGACUGGCUUUGGAGUGCUGCCAUUUCCCGUUAUCUGGCAAGCCGAUCAAAGGUCUGAGGAGAAAUUCGAUGGGAUUUCUAUUCCAAAGAAUGUUUAUUUUGCUGACUGGUUACCGGUGAAGAGGAUUUUAAGCUUGGACACAUUGCAGUUCAUCGUUUCGCAUGGAGGAGUGAACACGCUGAAUGAAAUGCUUCAAAUGGGAGCCACUGGGAUUUUGAUGCCAUUGCAGGGUGAUCAAUGCAGCAAUGCUAGACGACUUCAUGAUCUGGGAGUCGUCGAGUUCGUGACGCCUCAUCGACUCGAGAUGGAAGCAUGGAAGAAGGAAUUGAGAGGAUUUGUGGGGAAAUUGGAUAAAUUCCAAGCCCGAGCUGCUCAUUUCUCGAAGAUGCUCGUCGAACACGCGCAACUCAAUGAAGUCCCGCAAAAGUACUGGCUCGAGUGGGCAUUGAGACACGGCAAGAAAUCCUCAGUGAAACGUCUGAUGGGAGUCGGCGUACUCCAAGAUUGGAACUUUGAAAUGACAAUUUCAGCCGCUUUUUCUUUCCUUAUUUUCCUUUAUACAAUC